GGGCGGGGGCGUUUCGGACCCACUGGACUUUGGGCGGAAACAAACAUUUUCACAUUCACUGAGUGGUGAUCAGCAGCAGAAAGACCCGGAGAAAGACACGAGAAACAGCGACAGCAUAUACGCGUGUGGACCAUAUUUGACACAGGUUUUCUCUCUCCUGUUUUUAUGGCUUCAUUUUUCGGCAGCAAUAUGUUUUCAGUUUUUCCAAAAACUUUGCUGUUGGUUCUGGUUUGUGCGCGUGCUGCCUCGGCUGCAGGCAGAAACGGCAGCGGGUAUGGGAGGACCUUUGUCGUUUUUCCCAGUACCGUCACAGAUGAACCAAUAGACCUGACUGAACUUUAUUCAGAUGAUGAUGUUGCUGAAUUCAAUAAUUCAACAAGUGUUCGGGCUCGUAAUGUAACCUCUAUCAGGAGGCAAGAAAUCUCAGAGCAGGCGCUGCUGUUUCUCACAGGCUCUGUGUCCACUGUCCUCAUACCGUCCUUCUACACGCUGGUCUGCCUCAUCAGCGUGCCAAUCAACAUCUGUGCAGUGCUAGCCUUCGCUUGGAGCAUCCGGCCCAAGAAACCAGCAGCGAUCUAUAUGCUAAACCUGGCCUGCGCUGACUUGCUCUUUGCCUUGCUGCUCCCCUUCAAGAUCUCCUACCACUUUGGCGGCAACAACUGGAUAUUCGGCCCGGUCAUGUGCCGCGUGGUCACCGCAGCUUUUUACUGGAACAUGUAUUGCUCUGUUCUGCUCAUAACUUGCAUCAGUGUGGACCGGCUUCUUGCUGUAGUCUACCCCAUUGAUUCCCUGGCUUGGAGGAAGCCCCAGAACUCAGUCAUAGCCUGUGUCACCAUGUGGAUAUUAUCCUUCGCUGGCUCAGUGCCCCUCGUGCUUUCCGACCAGACUUUUUACCUGAGAGAGUUGAACAUCACCACCUGCCACGAUGUCCAGCAACCACAUGAGCUAAUCUGGAAUUACAAGAUCUACUUCGUCACUCUCUGCUGCAUCCUCUUCUUCCUGCCUCUGCUCAUCACAGUGGUGUCCUACGCUCGGGUGAUCUGGUCACUGAGCGUAGUCCCACGUGGGGUUCCAGGACGCUCACGCAGACGGACGAGAGCAGUGGUGAUGGCUUUAACGGUGCUGGUGAUGUUUGUGUUGUGUUUCACGCCCACAAACUGCCUACUGCUAGCGCAUUACCUGCAAUUCAACGAGGGAAUGAAAGAGAGCCGAGAGGCCCCUGAUGGCUCCUACGCGGUCUAUCUGGUUUUCCUGUGUUUGGGUAGUCUGAACUGCCUUCUGGAUCCCCUGGUCUACUACUUUGGAUCAUCUCAAUGCCAGAGACAACUGUCCAAGGUGCUGAGGUGUCAGAAGAUUACAGAGGGCAGCAGCAGUCAUUCAUCAUCUGAUUCAUGCAGAUCCAGUGCCAGGACUAUUCUGAAAUCCAGCCGCAAUGAAAUUUCAAAGACAAACACAUCAACUACCAAAGUGGACUCUUUCCAAGCGAGUCUCAGCAGCCAAUACAAGAAACUACUGGUCUGAUAAACUGUCACACUGAGCGAGAACGAAUCAAAGUGACUCAGCUGACUUAACUGAAACAAUAGAAAUAUUUUUAUCAUGAAGUUGAAGUAACAGCAAAUAAAGAGCACAAAGCCUGUAGGGUCUA
This is a messenger RNA of Thunnus maccoyii (southern bluefin tuna), 1645 nucleotides long. RefSeq names its product proteinase-activated receptor 1-like. Gene Ontology annotation, cellular component: membrane. The record is from RefSeq and is a predicted model, not a curated record. The coding region runs from base 166 to 1521 and encodes 451 amino acids. NCBI's taxonomy places the organism in Eukaryota, Metazoa, Chordata, Actinopteri, Scombriformes, Scombridae. The transcript has 2 exons. Gene Ontology annotation, biological process: positive regulation of blood coagulation; phospholipase C-activating G protein-coupled receptor signaling pathway; positive regulation of Rho protein signal transduction. Gene Ontology annotation, molecular function: thrombin-activated receptor activity.